AUGAAGUAUGGUGCCAAACCGUUCUUGGCACAAAAAGACCGUUUGAACACCACUCGUUCAAACAAUGACUCGUCUGUCGAGAUGCGCUGGCUACCUUGGAACGCAGAAGAAGAUGCGGCAACGUCAGACGACAUUUUCAGAAACCUAGGAACAACGUCACCAUAUCACCAAGCGUUUGACCUGUUUCCAGAGACAAUCGAGCACCAAGUACUGCCUCCGCAAUGUAAAAUCAAAUCCGCGCAUAUCCUUCAUCGACAUGGGUCUCGUUAUCCUGCAGGCCCCGGGGGUCCUUCUUCCUUAGGUAGAAAGAUCAAGUUGGCACAGAAAACCGGACAACUCAAAGCGCAUGGCGAUUUUGAAUUUCUGGAACAUUGGGAAUAUGAUUUGGGGGAAGAUGUGCUUGUGCAUAAGGGCGCACAGGAAUUGUUUGACUCAGGUGUAAAGUAUUAUUAUGAAUAUGCGAAAUUACUGGAAAAUUAUGACAAAAAGCCAGUAAUACGGACGACCUCUCAAAGCCGGAUGGUUGACUCCGCGCGCUAUUGGGCUCUUGGAUUUUUUGGGUGGGACAUGCAAGAUAAAGUGAACAUCGAGGUACUGACUGAAACAUUCUUUCAAAAUAAUACCUUAGCACCAUACAUGAGUUGCCCCAAUCCAUUUUCACCCAAAGUACUUAAAGCCCUCGCUUGGCGUUUCAAAAUGCUGAAAAAGGCCACGGAUCGAAUUAACAAACACGUUAAAGGCAUUACGUUUUCAUCAUCUGACGUAUCUAACAUGAUCAGCUUGUGUGGAUAUGAAACGGUGGCUCUUGGUUAUUCGAACUUUUGUAAACUGUUUACCAAGCAAGAUUUUGAGGAAUAUGAAUAUGAGCAGGAUCUCAUGCACCAGAGCGUGUUUGGAUUUAUGAGUGUCACAUCUAAGGCAUGGGGUGUUGGAUGGGUGACUGAAUUUAUUCAUCGAUUAAAGCACAAGGCAUUUGAUGGUCCUCAAACAUCUCAGAACUCGACUCUUGACCAUAAUCCUAAGUAUUUCCCAGUUCAUCAGCCAUUAUAUGUCGACUUUACUCAUGACAUUGUUAUUGAAUCAAUUUUGACUGCGCUGAACUUUAAGCAGCUGGCGGAUGAACUUGAUGGCGGUCGCAUGCAACCAAAUCGCCGCUUCCGUACCAGUCAUGUUGUGCCAUUCGGUGCACGUCUAGUAUUUGAAGUGAUGGAAUGUGAUGAAAAUGGAGAUAAAUCUGAAUACAUCAGAGCCAAGCUCAAUGAUGCCGUUGUGCCGUUGGAUGGAAAUCAAGGAUGUGAGUCUCGACUAGAUGGACUGUGCAGACUUGAUAACUACUUAAGCCACUUGGAGAAACAUGCUUUUCAAAAUUCGAAUUUCGACUUCUUGUGUCGUCUCAAAAUUGAUGAAAAUUUUGAUUUGAAGAAGCUUCUGGAUGGAGGUAUCUUAUCUAAUGACGACUUGAAGCAGAUUUCGAAGACACCACCCGGCUAUCAUGAGCAUCAUAAGAAAUCAGAUGACCCUCUUGGCUUUGCGUUGAAUUCAAAGAUGACGAGACAUACUCGUUCGGGUUUUGUGGGCAGAUUUGCACAAAUACUCGCUUGA
Messenger RNA from Malassezia globosa CBS 7966, 1602 nucleotides. RefSeq lists its product as uncharacterized. Gene Ontology annotation, molecular function: acid phosphatase activity. Lineage: Eukaryota; Fungi; Basidiomycota; Malasseziomycetes; Malasseziales; Malasseziaceae. The coding region runs from base 1 to 1602 and encodes 533 amino acids. The transcript has a single exon. The record is from RefSeq and is a predicted model, not a curated record.